This is a messenger RNA of Mycotypha africana, 1437 nucleotides long. Its product is annotated as signal peptide peptidase-domain-containing protein. Gene Ontology annotation, cellular component: membrane; cytoplasmic side of endoplasmic reticulum membrane; lumenal side of endoplasmic reticulum membrane. The record is from RefSeq and is a predicted model, not a curated record. Bases 50 to 1354 code for a protein of 434 amino acids. The transcript has 2 exons. Gene Ontology annotation, molecular function: aspartic endopeptidase activity, intramembrane cleaving. NCBI's taxonomy places the organism in Eukaryota, Fungi, Mucoromycota, Mucoromycetes, Mucorales, Mycotyphaceae. Gene Ontology annotation, biological process: membrane protein proteolysis.
CCUUUCCCUUCACCACCAAGUCUUUAUUUUCCUUUCCUUUUCUUGCAAAAUGGAAACAGAUACCAACGAACUUGGUCUAUAUAUGGCCUAUGGUGCCGUUUUAACUAUGGCUGUGAUACCCAUCUACGCUGGAUCACUAGCUUCCGUCAAGGGAAUGAAGAGACCUACCAAUGCACCCAAACAACCUGCAUCUGACAAUCCUUUGGAUGAUUCCGACGAUGAAGACGACACUGUGCUUGAAAGCCUUUCCAGUGGAGAUGCUUACUUAUUCCCUGUCAUUGGUUCUGCUGUUCUAUUUAGCAUGUACCUCGCGUUUCGCUAUUUGGACAAGGAAUAUAUAAAUUACAUCUUGACUAUUUAUUUCUCAGUGAUGGGCUGUGCGGCUGUAACCAAGGCAUUUUUGAUGGUGGCAAGAAAGACUCUUCCCAUGUGUCUUUUGAAGCAUGUCGCAAAGUAUAAGGUUACAUUAUCCAAGAAAUCAAAAAAUAUCUCUCAUAUCAGUUUUACCGUGAUUCAUGGUGUCCUCUUGCUAGCAUCUAUUGGCUUAACAGCCUAUUACAGCUAUACCAAAAAUUGGAUCGCAUCCAAUAUUUUCGGUCUUUCAUUCAGUAUCAAUGCCAUCCAACUUCUUUCGUUAGAUUCUUUCAAGACAGGCAUCAUUUUGCUUAGCGGCCUCUUUGUCUACGAUAUCUUUUGGGUCUUUUAUACCCCUGUCAUGGUAUCAGUCGCUACUAACUUUGACGCCCCUAUCAAGCUUCUUUGGCCCCGUAAUAUCAUCGAAUAUGUUACCUACUUCAUUCAGAAUCACAGUUUGUUGGCAGAAAGUAAAUUUACUAUGCUAGGUUUGGGCGAUAUUGUAAUUCCUGGUAUUUUUGUCGCAUUAUGUCUUCGUUUUGACCGUCAUAUGUCGUGGAAGCGCAAUCCUGUGGGUCCGUUCCGUACAACUAACUUUCCCAAGCCUUACUUCAUUGCCAAUCUGACCGCUUAUAUCUUUGGCUUGGCUUUGACUAUGUUUGUCAUGCACGUGUAUAAGGCUGCCCAACCUGCUCUUCUGUAUUUGAGCCCUGCUUGUAUCCUGUCCUCGUUGAUCACAGCAGCUGUUCGUGGUGAACUGAAGGAAUAUUUCGCAUUUACUACUGAAGAUGAGAAGGAGAAAGAUAAGAAGAAGAAUAAGGAAGAAAUUGACGAUAAGGUGAAGGAAGUCGAAUUAUUCGAACAAGAACAACAGAAAGAUUCAAUGAAAGAAAAUAAUGAUACUGAAAGCGUCGAGGUAGAAGAGGAAGACGACAAUGUAGCUGAAUCAACAGGCUCUGAGAAUACCAGAACAACAGCAAACAGUAGAAGAAGAAAGUAAGGUGACAAAGUCGAAGUUCUUAAUGCUUGAAUAAGUGAUAAAAGUUAUCCGUUUUGAAGUCUUGUAUGAAUAAAAGAAAUAAA